AUGGCAGAAGAGUACCUCCACACAUUCACCGCCGGUACGGCGUCCGGUGUAGUAGGCGUGGUGCUGGAAUACCCGCUCGACACGAUCAAGGUUCGCCUGCAGGCGUACGGAUCGCGGUACAAAGGCUACAUGGACUGUGCUGUGAAGCUUGUAAGAGAAGAAGGAAUGCUUUCCUUCUAUCACGGUGUUUUAACACGUUUCGUAGGCUCAGGUUUCGAGCACGCUGUUGUCUUCUCCUUCUAUAAGUGGACCCUGCGGGAACUAGGCGCUGAUGAGUACCACCCGCUUGCCUGGCAGAUCGCCAUUGGAGGCAUUGGCGGUGGCGUUGCGUCGACAACCUUUUUAACUCCCCUGGAACUUGUCAAGUGCCACCUGCAGGUGGCGAACAUGCUGCCCGUGGAGCAGCGGCAGUACCACGGCGUCAUGGACUGUAUGGUGAAGAUUGCACGUCAAGGUGGCGUGACNGAACAUGCUGCCCGUGGAGCAGCGGCAGUACCACGGCGUCAUGGACUGUAUGGUGAAGAUUGCACGUCAAGGUGGCGUGACGGCGCUGUACAAAGGCGGUGUGGCGAUGCUUGCCCGUGA
This is a messenger RNA of Trypanosoma grayi, 585 nucleotides long. Its product is annotated as putative mitochondrial carrier protein. Lineage: Eukaryota; Euglenozoa; Kinetoplastea; Trypanosomatida; Trypanosomatidae. The transcript has a single exon. Gene Ontology annotation, biological process: mitochondrial L-ornithine transmembrane transport. The record is from RefSeq and is a predicted model, not a curated record. Bases 1 to 585 code for a protein of 194 amino acids. Gene Ontology annotation, molecular function: L-ornithine transmembrane transporter activity.